CGCUAGCGGCGGCGGUGGCGGUGGCGGCGGCGGUGGCGUCUCCUGGAACCGGCGCGAGUCCAGCCCCCGCGGCGGGACCCGGGUCUUGACACGCCCUGCCUGGGCCAAAGCGCACGGAGGAUGGAAACGUGCGCUCGGCCAUGUCUCUGGGCCGCCUCCUUCGCAGGGCCUCCUCCAAGGCCUCGGACCUCCUGACCCUCACCACAGGGGGCAGUGGCGGGUCCCCCUCCAUCCUGGAUGGAGAGAUCAUCUACUCCAAGAACAAUGUCUGCGUGCAUGCACCCGAGGGGCUGCAGGGUCCUGGGGAGCACCACCCAGGGUACCUGUGCCUGUACAUGGAGAAGGAUGAGCUGCUGGGGGCUACCCUCAUCUUGGCAUGGGUCCCCAACUCUCGCAUCCAGAAGCAAGACGAGGAGGCCCUACGCUACAUCACUCCCGAGAGCUCCCCUGUGCGCAAGGCACCGCGCCCUCGGCGGCGGCGCACCACGAGCCUGGGAGCCCCCUACCAGCCCUCUCCCACAGAGCCAAGGCCUCUGCUGACCCCCAAGGAUGAGGACAUCCUGGUGGUCCAGAACACCCAGGGAACUGUGCAUGUCAGCCCUACAUCUGAGGAUGGGGAGAAGCUGGUGCAGGGCCCGGAGCUGGAUGGGCCCCUGCCCACUUUACAACCUGUCCACAGCGACUCUGGGAUCCUGUCUACUGUCAGCUCACAGGAUGGGACAGAGGAUGGCCGGGAGGCACGGCCCGAGGCCGUGGAGGAAGAGGGCUCCUUGGAGUUGUCAGCUGAUGGCGUGAGCAGGGAUAGCUCCUUCGACUCUGACUCUGAUGCCUUCUCCUCACCUUUCUGCCUCUCCCCCAUCAGUGCAGCCCUUGCGGAGGGGAACAGCUCCGCAUUCCUGGAGAGCGAGGGCAGCUCCCCCUCUAGCUCGGAUGCCAACCUGCGGUUCCCCGACAGCAACGGCCUCCUGCAGACACCUCGCUGGGAUGAGCCACAGCGGGGAUGCGCCCUGGAGCAGAUCUACGGUGUGUUCCGUGUGGACCUGGGCCACAUGCGUUCCCUGAGACUCUUCUUCAGUGAUGAGGCUUGCACAAGUGGCCAGCUGGUGGUGGCCAGCCGGGAGAGCCAGUACAAGAUUUUUCACUUCCACCACGGCGGCCUGGACAAGCUCUCCGAGGUGUUCCAGCAAUGGAAGUUCUGCACAGAGACGCACCUCAGGGACCAGCAGGUCACAGAUGAGAGGACUUGCAUGCAGUUUUCUAUCCGAAGGCCCAAGCUGCCAUCCUCUGAGACCCACCCGGAAGAGAGUCUGUACCGGAGGCUGGACGUGUCUGCCUGGCUCAACCACCUGAACGAUCUGGGCCAGGUAGAGGAGGAAUACAAGCUACGCCAGGCCAUUUUCUUUGGCGGCAUUGAUGUGUCGAUCCGGGGGGAGGUCUGGCCUUUCCUACUGCACUACUAUAGCCACGAGUCCACGUCGGAGGAGCGCGAGGCGCUGCGGGAGCAGAAGCGAAAGGAAUACGCAGCGAUCCAGCAAAAAAGGCUCUCCAUGACUCCUGAGGAGCAGAGAGCCUUUUGGCGCAGUGUGCAGUUCACCGUGGACAAGGAUGUGGUUCGGACAGAUAGGAACAACCAGUUCUUCCGAGGGGAGGACAACCCGAAUGUGGAGAGCAUGAGGAGGAUCCUGCUGAACUAUGCUGUGUACAAUCCAGCCAUCGGCUACUCACAGGGCAUGUCAGACCUGGUGGCCCCCAUCCUGGCUGAGGUCUUGGAUGAAUCGGACACUUUCUGGUGCUUCGUGGGUUUGAUGCAGAAUACCAUCUUCGUUAGUUCUCCCCGUGAUGAGGACAUGGAGAGACAGCUGCUGUACCUGCGGGAGCUGCUGCGGCUGACACACCAGCGCUUCUACCAGCACCUGGUGUCGCUGGGCGAGGACGGCCUCCAGAUGCUGUUCUGCCAUCGCUGGCUCCUGCUCUGCUUCAAACGGGAGUUUCCUGAGGCCGAGGCCCUGCGCAUCUGGGAGGCCUGCUGGGCCCACUACCAGACGGACUACUUCCACCUGUUCAUCUGUGUGGCCAUCGUGGCCAUCUAUGGGGAUGACGUCAUCGAGCAACAGCUGGCCACAGACCAGAUGCUCCUGCACUUUGGGAACCUGGCCAUGCACAUGAACGGAGAGCUGGUGCUCAGGAAGGCCAGGAGUCUCCUGUACCAGUUCCGCCUUCUGCCACGGAUCCCCUGCAGCCUACAUGACCUGUGUAAGCUGUGUGGGACGGGCAUGUGGGACAGCGGGUACAUGCCAGCUGUGGAGUGUGCCGGCCACCACCCGGGCUCAGAGAACUGUCCCUAUGGGGGCACAAUGGAGAUGCCAUCACCUAAGCCCCCAAGAGAAGGCAAGAAAGGCCCGAAGGCACCGCGGGAGGCCUUUGGUUUCCGCAGAUAGGAAAGCCUCUGCUCUUGACAAGGAGCAAGAGGAACUCCCUGGGGUCCUGGGCAAGUGGGAGGGGGUGGGGAUGGAUGUGAAGGGAACAGAAUCUAGAAAUACAAGGAAAGGCCUCUGGCCAAUGCGAAGAGAGCCUUGUCACCAUGACGACAAAAUCAGACUCUAGAAGUGACAGCAAAUAUCAGAUGCCCUGAGAAUUCAGCUCCUGAAAGGCUGGCCCCGGAUGUCUGCCUGCUGCAGGCUGC
Molecule: messenger RNA, 2683 nt
Organism: Microtus oregoni (creeping vole)
Lineage: Eukaryota; Metazoa; Chordata; Mammalia; Rodentia; Cricetidae
Gene: Tbc1d16
Product: TBC1 domain family member 16
Exons: 12
Coding region: 141-2438 (765 amino acids)
Biological process (GO): activation of GTPase activity
Cellular component (GO): early endosome
Molecular function (GO): GTPase activator activity
Source: RefSeq, a predicted model, not a curated record